CUACUUGUAUUAAUACCUUGUGCCAUUUCUACAUUACUUUUGGAAAUAAAUUUUAGUUAAAUUAAAAAUUAAGAAUUGUUUAUUGAAUUUAUUGACGUUAAUUGACUGCUGCAUUCAGAUAUGAUAUCAUUUAAACAUAUCUGAGUUUUUGUUUUCAAACCCAUUCUUCUGAAACGUGAAUUAAAUAGUUAGGCCUUAUUUAUUCGUUAUAAUAAAAAAGGAAGUGACAUAGAGCUGUCGAGUUAGUUAGAGAUAGAUGUUCAGAAGCUGGACAGUAAACUGGGAAAAUGGCAGUGAAUCCAGACAUACAGAAGGAAAGACAGUCGGCUACCUUCGACACAGAAAAGCUAACAGAAGUAGUGUAUGGUGGCAAGAAAAUGGUUAGACGUCGGAGAUAUUUACAAAAUAUAAUUUUCGAAGACAAGUACUUGAACUCAUUCCCGCCAUGGUGGAAUAGAACUCGUGUUCAGCAGUAUGACACUGCUAUCAAGAAAAAUGUUUACUUGAACAAACUUAUGCAGGAUCUCAACAUUACCGAGUUUACAGAACAGGCUUUCAUCAGCGAGGCAGGCUCAGGGCAUGAGGGUAACCCACUUGGUGUUCAUCGGACUAUGUUUAUACCUACAAUCGAGAAACUGGGAACCAGAGAACAAGUCGCAAAGUAUGUAGAACCUGCCAAGCAGUACAAGAUUAUAGGAACCUAUGCUCAGACAGAAAUGGGUCACGGAACAUUCAUUCGUGGGUUGGAAACAACAGCUACAUAUGAUGCAAAGACAGAAGAAUUCGUCAUAAAUAGUCCAACCGUGUCGUCUAUUAAAUACUGGCCUGCUGCAUUGGGAAAUACAUGUAACCACGUGGUACUGAUGGCUCAGUUAUACAGCAAGGGAAAGUGUCACGGUAUUCAAGCAUUUAUCUUGCAGAUAAGAAGUUUGAAGGACAACAGGUUAUUACCAGGAGUGUCUGCGGGAGAUAUUGGAAACAAGUUGGGAUUUAAUGCGCAGGACAAUGGAUAUCUAAAAUUUGACAAUGUUCGGAUUCCGAGAGAAAGUUUACUGUCCAGAUAUGCCAAGGUUGAGAGAGAUGGUACAUAUACAGCACCAGAGACCCCUAGAUUGGCUUAUGGCACAAUGGUUUUUGUUCGUGCAUUAAUUGUUGGACAGUGUGCGAAGUCACUGGCUCAAGCCUGUGUGAUAACAACAAGAUACAGUGCUGUCCGACGACAGACUGAAAUAAGACCAGGUGGCGAAGAGCCCCAAGUGAUAGACUAUCAGACACAACAAGAGAAAAUAUUCCCCUUGUUGGCUGCAGCGUAUGCGUUCAUCUUUAGUGGAAAUAUGAUGUUAAAGGAAUACAUCAGAAUAAAUGCAGAUAUGGAGAAGGGAAUCCUGGAUGAGAUGGCUGCGCUUCAUGGUCUAGCUGCUGGCUUAAAAGCAUUUUCCGCAGAGGUCACAAGUAAUGGUAUAGACAAAUUACGUAGAGCAUGUGGAGGACAUGGUUACUCACAUGCCAGUGGUAUCCCAAAAAUCUGGACAUAUAUCACACCUGCAUGUACAUACGAAGGAGAGAACACUGUCAUGUAUCUACAAUGUGCUAGGUAUUUAGUAAAACAGUAUGCCCAGGCAGCCAGAGGACAGAAACUUGUAGGGUUUAUGUCCUAUCUCAACAAUCCAGUCAAGCAGAGAAGUGCACUGAAUGAUGCUCUCAAAAUGUCAGACCUGAUUGAGGCGUAUGAACACACCGCGGCUAGAUUAAUCAAGGUUGCAGCUUCCAGACUACAGGCAUUGGUAAAAGGAGGAAUGCCUAUAGAGGAGGCUAGAAAUAAAUGUGGAGUGCCAUUGGUCACAGCCGCAAAGGCUCACACCCAAGCGUACGUGGUGAAACUGUUUAGUGGUGUAGUGAACAGACCCGACUUUGACCAUUCUGUUGCACGAGUUCUCGAGGCGUUAUGCAAACUUUUUGCUGUCUAUGGAAUCAACGAGAGACUAGGAGAGUUUAUACAGGAUGGUUUCUUGGAUGGUCAACAAGCUGAUAUGAUCCUGAACAAAACACUUUCAUUGCUUGCUGAAAUUCGACCAAACGCUGUUGCCCUCGUUGACGCUUUUGACUAUUCCGACAAAAUCUUGCAAAGCUGUAUCGGACGUUACGAUGGCAAAGUAUACGAAGCCCUGUAUGAAUAUGCCAAAACUUCACCGCUCAACAAAGAAGAGGUACAUGAUACAUACACUACUACUCUAAAACCAUUGAUGGAAGGCAAACUCAAGUUUGAUUCGCCGGCUGCUAGGUUGUAGGGAAGAGAACAUUUGAAAAUCUUAAUUUGUUUUUUGUGUGUUUUGAGUCAAAGUAUAUAUUUAUAAAGAACUGUGCCAUGGAGAAGGUUUGGUAUUAUAUGGAUGCCUAUUGAACAAAUUAAAUUAUGAAUUGCUAUGUUGUAAAUUGUUGCUUCAGGAAAACAUGUAAAAUGAAUUAUGCCUUUGUGCGUUCAUAAAUGAUGAUGUACUUUAUCUAUGUUCUUACUGGACAGGUUUGCUUCAAACUUAAUAUAAGUAUUCAUUAUCAUCAUCGACAUCACAUGACAUCAGGGUGUCUUUCAUUAAAUACAGCUAUCAAGUUAUAUCCAGUUAUACCUUAAGCUGAAUUAAGUGUGCCAUGAAAUAUAUGACAUGUGUCAUCAUGUUGAACUAUAUAUGCGCUUACAAAUGUGCCUAUCUUAAAAUGUACAUACAAUGUUUCUUUAAAUAGCGAAACAACAAAAAAAAAACAAUCAAGUUUAACUGUUUACCAUGUAUGUUACGUGUAUAUAAAAGUGUUUUGAAUAAAAUACAUGUUGAUUAUACAGUAAUUUAUACAAUAAUUAUAACCUUAUA
Mercenaria mercenaria is the source of this 2864-nucleotide messenger RNA. RefSeq names its product peroxisomal acyl-coenzyme A oxidase 1-like. Gene Ontology annotation, biological process: lipid homeostasis; fatty acid beta-oxidation using acyl-CoA oxidase; very long-chain fatty acid metabolic process. Gene Ontology annotation, molecular function: FAD binding; fatty acid binding. Gene Ontology annotation, cellular component: peroxisome. NCBI's taxonomy places the organism in Eukaryota, Metazoa, Mollusca, Bivalvia, Venerida, Veneridae. The coding region runs from base 288 to 2288 and encodes 666 amino acids. The transcript has 14 exons. The record is from RefSeq and is a predicted model, not a curated record.